This is a messenger RNA of Olea europaea var. sylvestris, 1165 nucleotides long. Its product is annotated as PLASMODESMATA CALLOSE-BINDING PROTEIN 2-like. Lineage: Eukaryota; Viridiplantae; Streptophyta; Magnoliopsida; Lamiales; Oleaceae. The transcript is spliced from 4 exons. The record is from RefSeq and is a predicted model, not a curated record. Bases 145 to 708 code for a protein of 187 amino acids.
CAUCAUGCAUAUAAAAUGCCACCGUCGCACUCUCUCUACAUUCCUACGCCCUAUUCUUUCUCUUUUUCUCUCACGGUCUUACCAAAGUAGAGACAACCUUAAACACCUAAUCAGUAAUUUCUCAUAAUUUCCUCAGGAUCUUCAAUGAUCAUGGCUGUUUUUGCAGUGCUUUUUAUGAUUUUUUUAGGCAUGGCUGUUCGUUCUGAUGCUACUUAUUGCAUAUGUAAUGAUGGAUUGAGUGAUCCUGUUCUUCAAAGUAACAUUGAUUAUGCUUGUGGUACUGGAGCUGAUUGUACUCCAAUUCUUCAGAGUGGACCUUGUUAUCAGCCAAACACGGUAAAAGACCACUGUAAUUAUGCAGUAAAUAGCUAUUACCAGAGGAAAGGCCAAGUUGCUGGGAGCUGUAAUUUCUCAGACACUGCCACUGUCACUCAGAAUUCCCCUUCUGCAGCUCCUGGAUGUGUGUAUCCAUCUAGUCCCAGCAAUGGCGGACCAAGCCCGACCCCAUUCACUCCUGGAGGAAAUCCAAACGCAAGUGGCAACCCCACUGUUCCUUUUCCAGGGUCAAACACACCUCCGAGUGUCAACCUUGGGCCAAACGGGAAUGGCAUAGACAACGAAGCUAGUGCGCCAAUGAUUCAUAGCACUAUUUUACUUGUGUCCUUCCUAAUUCAUUUGGUUUCACUUUUGAUGUCCGCAAGGAUCUAAGCGCACUUUUGAUACGGAGAAUUGACUAGCACAAGACGUUAGAAGCUAGUGCGCCACUGAUUCAUGGCACUAUUUAACUUUUGUCCUUCUUGAUUCUUUUGGUUUCACUUUUGAUGUCCGCAAUGAUCUAAGCACACUUUUGAUACGGAGAAUUGACUAGCACAAGACGUUAGAAGCUAGUGCGUCAUUGAUUCAUAGCAAUAUUUAACUUGUGUCCUUCCUUAUUAUUUUGGUUUCACUUUUGAUGUCCGCAAGGAUCUAAGUGCACUUUUUAUACGGAGAAUUGAUGGGCACAAGACGAUAAACAAAAUUUUUAAUGUCAUUUUUUUCUUAAUUAUGUCUAGUCCGCACUCUCUAAUCAAACUUGUCAAUUGGCUCAAGGUUUUAGCAUAAAGAAGACAACUACGCAUACAUCACCGACCCACCAACCUACAAAUAAUCAAAUCCGUUUUGGUAU